Molecule: messenger RNA, 1019 nt
Organism: Cornus florida
Lineage: Eukaryota; Viridiplantae; Streptophyta; Magnoliopsida; Cornales; Cornaceae
Product: probable glutathione S-transferase
Exons: 2
Coding region: 109-768 (219 amino acids)
Biological process (GO): glutathione metabolic process
Cellular component (GO): cytoplasm
Molecular function (GO): glutathione transferase activity
Source: RefSeq, a predicted model, not a curated record
CCCCUACCCCAGUAUCUCACUCUUACAGCUUUGUCUUCACGCAAUUCCACUACCACACUCUUCAUUUCAAUCUUCUGAUAUUUCUCUCUCUUCACUCCUCAACCAACAAUGGCGGAUGAGGUGAUUUUGUUGGAUUCUCUUCCCAGUAUGUUUGGCAUGAGGGUAAGGAUCGCACUGGCAGAGAAGGGCAUCGAGUACGAACGCAAAGAAGAGGACUUGUCCAACAAGAGUCCUCUGCUUCUCAAAAUGAACCCGGUUCACAAGAAAAUCCCUGUUCUCAUCCACAAUGGAAAACCGGUCUGUGAGUCUCUCAUAAUUGUUCAGUACAUUGAUGAGGUCUGGAAACACAAGGCUCCUCUCUUACCCUCUGAGCCUUACCCUAGAGCUCAAGCUAGGUUCUGGGCUGAUUAUAUUGACAAGAAGAUCUAUGAUGCUGGGAAGAAGAUAUGGACCACAAAAGGGAAAGAACAGGAGGCAGCCAAGGAGGAGUUCAUAGAGUGCCUGAAGGUGUUGGAGGGAGUGCUUGGGGACAAUCCAUACUUUGGUGGUGAGAAGUUUGGGUUUGUUGAUGUCGCUCUUGUGCCGUUCUAUAGCUGGUUUUAUGCGUACGAGACUUUAGGCAACUUCAGCAUUGAGUCAGAGUGUCCACAGCUGGUGGCAUGGGCUAAGAGGUGCAUGGAAAAGGAGAGUGUGUCCAAGUCCCUUCCUGACCCCCACAAGAUCUAUGACUUCGUUUUGGGAAUGAAGAAGAAGUUUGGCCUAGACUAGAAAUAUCAACCUCCGUUAAUCUCUAAAUGUAGUAUUGUAUUUUAUAGAUUUUUUUUUUUUUUUUUUUUUUUUUUUUUUUUUUUUGGGAGUCUUUGUAGUUCUUUCUCCUGAGAGUUUGUGGUUUUCUUAGUGUGUUUUUUCACUAAAAACUGUAGAAUGGUUUGAGGGAACUCAACCCAUAGAGAAGCUCAAGCUUGGGUGGUUUUGUUUGUUAAUAUAAUAAAGGAUGAAAUGCAGCGUGCUUGGUUAAA